Emys orbicularis (European pond turtle) is the source of this 2337-nucleotide messenger RNA. It is a transcript of the gene SEMA4A, whose product is annotated as semaphorin 4A. The transcript is spliced from 14 exons. Gene Ontology annotation, cellular component: plasma membrane. Gene Ontology annotation, biological process: semaphorin-plexin signaling pathway; negative regulation of axon extension involved in axon guidance; neural crest cell migration. Gene Ontology annotation, molecular function: semaphorin receptor binding; chemorepellent activity. The record is from RefSeq and is a predicted model, not a curated record. Bases 1 to 2337 code for a protein of 778 amino acids. Lineage: Eukaryota; Metazoa; Chordata; Testudines; Emydidae.
AUGCCCGACCGGGCGCUCUGCCUCCUGUGCAGUUUGGUGAUGCCUGCCGCCUUCCUGUGCGCAGAUCUGCUUCCCAGGGUCACCUUCCCAAGAGGAGACCCCCGGAGGACCCUAACCAGCUUCAGCCAGGAUGGAAUCUUCAACUACGAUACUUUCCUCCUGAGCGAAGACGAAGGCACUCUGUACGUGGGAGCUCGAGACACCAUCCUCUCCCUCCGGGUGGACAGUGCUGGGUCAAUGGAGCUGACGGGCUCAAUAGUGUGGCCACCCGUGCUUAAAAAAAAGGAGGAGUGUGUCUUUAAGAAGAAAAGCAAUUUGACAGAGUGCUUCAACUUCAUCCGUGUCCUGGUGCCAGUGAACCAGACUCACCUGUACACCUGUGGGACCUACGCCUUCAGCCCCAUCUGCUCUUACAUUAAUCUGGAGAAUUUCAGCCUGGUUUCUGGAGGCCGAGGGGAGCCUCUCCUCCAGGAUGGGAAGGGACAGUGCCCCUUCGACCCCCGCCACAAGUAUACGGCCAUCCUGGUGGAUGGUGAGCUCUACACGGGGACCAUGAACAACUUCCAAGGAAGCGAGCCCAUAAUCUCCCGUGCCCUGGGCAGCAGGACCUUUCUGAAGACCGAUACCUUCCUCAGGUGGUUGAAUGUCGACGCGGGCUUCGUGGCCUCGGCCAACAUCCCUGGAGACGAGAAGGUCUAUUUCUUCUUCGAGGAGACGGCCGAGGAGUUUGAUUUCUUUGAGAAGCUCACGGUCUCCCGGGUGGCUCGUGUGUGCAAGAAUGACGUCGGAGGACAGAAGGUGCUGCAGAAGAAAUGGACCACGUUCCUGAAAGCUCAGCUGACAUGCUUCCAGCCUGGACACUUCCCUUUCAACGUGAUCCAUCACUCCUUUGUCCUACCCCAGCCAGGAGGGGGCGCCGUCUUCUAUGGAGUCUUCACCUCGCAAUGGCAGAUGGGAGACGCUGGCAGCACGGCGGUGUGCGCUUUCAACCUGGAGGACAUCGAAAGAGUCUUCAGCGGCAAAUACAAGGAGCUGAACAAGGAGAGCUCCCGGUGGACGACAUACAGCGAUGGGAUCCCUGAGCCCCGCCCUGGCAGCUGCUCGGUGCACCCAUCAGCGGACAAAGUCCUGACCUUCAUGAAAAACCAUUUCCUGGUGGAUGAGAAGGUUGCGCCCAGGAACAAGCAGCCGCUGCUGGUGAAGCAGAACGUGAAGUAUACGCGGAUCGCAGUCGAUCAGACCCACAGUGUCACGGGCACCUCCUAUGAGGUGAUGUUCCUGGGAACAGAUCAAGGGUUCCUGCACAGAGCAGUGGCUCUGGCCAGCGGUACUCAUAUCAUUGAGGAAAUCCAGCUGUUUAAGGACCCGGAACCUGUGCAGAACCUUCUGUUCUCACCUGGGAAGGGGAUUCUGUAUGUGGGGUACUCCAAGGGGGUGCUGCAGGUGCCGCUGGCCAACUGCAGCGUGUACAGGAGCUGUGCUGACUGUGUCCUUGCCCGAGACCCCUACUGCGCCUGGGACAGGCACAGCCAGUCGUGCCAGGAGACCCGAGGCACAAACAAAAACACGAGUGACUGGCUGCAGGACGUCGAGACGGGUAGGCCGGGGGCUACGUGCCAGCAGUUCAGUGGGAGAGGCAGGGCCACGCCCAGGUCUCGGGACGACUCGGGCAGCAGCCUGGUAAAAACUUUGAGCCCAGCGCUGAACUCUGUGAUCCGGCUGCCCUGCCCGCAGCUCUCCGCCCUGGCCAAUUACAGCUGGAGCUACCCAGGGGAUAAGACCCCGGCGGGGCUGACGAUGUUGGACAAUAAGAUGCUGGUGAUCAUCAUGCAGCGCCAGGCGGCGGGCGAGUACACGUGCUGGGCCAGCGAGAACGGGCACCGCCAAGCUGUGGCCCGCUAUGUGGUGCAGGACCCCACGGAAGGCGACAUCCUGAGCGAGAGCGGAGGGGACAGCAUGGUCGGGCAAGGGCUGGAGCGGGGGGCAGGCCCACAGGGCGGGCACCGCUCCUACUGGGCGCAGUUUGUGACGGUGACGGUGCUGCUGUCGAUGACGCUGGCCGUAGCAAUGGCCAUGGCCGGCUUCUCCUACCACAACAGGCUCAAGGCCAAGAGCAAGGUGCAAGGAUGCAACACCCCCGAAGCCACCAAGGUGUCCAAUCAGGAGAAGGUGCCGCUGAACGGAGGCCGGAGCCCACAGGAGGGGGCCAAGGACCCCAGGGACUGCUGCGUCCAGAUGGAGGGGCUGUACCAGGGCACAGACGCGGACAACAACAGGUUAAACGCCAGCUUGGGGGCCGGGGAGGGUUCCCAAGGGGCGGCUCUGGAGAAAGCAUAG